UGGAAGUACCUACCUAGGUCCUAGAUUACCUUAAGGUACGUACCCCCUCUCUAGCUUCAAUCUUUUAAUAAUUUUUCCGGGGUUUCAAUUGAUUCGAUUGACUUUCUUGCACUCUUCAAUUUGUGGUGUGUUAUCGACAUCCUCGUCGGCAUGGCGAGCAAAGGCGUAAGGUGUCUCAACGAGGCCCUCAAGGGUCUAAGCUUAUCGUCGCAAACAUGCAGAGAAGCCGUUUCACAUCGGAUACCGUCGUCGACGUUUACUCGAUCGAUGGCGACGGAGGCUCCUCUACCUAAAAUUACCACCUCGGUAGAAGCAGACUCGUUAUGGAGACCAGCAACCACGGUUCCCCUAACCAUCUUCAACUUCCCGUCCUUCGAGCCGCAGCGCCUCGAGUCCUGGUCCACGAAGCACCUGAACCUACCGCUGCGGCGCGACAUCCUGCACCUGGCGGUCGUGUACGAGGGGGACAACACGCGGCAGGGCACGGCGUCGACGAAGACGCGGUGGGAAGUCGCCGGUUCGCACAAGAAGAUGCGGCCGCAGAAGGGAAGCGGCCGGGCGCGCCUGGGCACGCGGCAGUCGCCGAUGCUCCGGGGCGGCGGCAAGGUGUUCGGCCCGAAACCCCGCGACUUCGGGACCAAGCUGCCGCGCAAGGUGUACGACCUGGCCUGGCGCACGGCCCUGAGCUACCGGUACCGCCGGGGCGAGCUCGUCGUGUGCCAGGACGGCAUGGAGCUGCCGCUGCCCUCGGAGUUCGCCGACCUCGUCGCCGCCGGCGCCCUCCAGGACGAGCUCCAGCGCACCUUCAAGGCCAAGUGGGUGCGGCAGGUGCUCGACGCCAACGAGUGGGGUAGGCGCUGCGGCCGCAGCACCUUCAUCACCACGUCGCCCAGGCACAACCUGUUCGAGGCCCUCGAGGAGGUACCGAAUUACGGGCGCGCGCUCGAGAUCGACGACGUCGACGUCAAGAACUUGCUCGAGACGGGCCGCUUGGUUAUAGAGAGGGAGGCGCUCAAGGAGCUGAUCGAGAGACACCAGAGCGAUCUGGUCGCGAGAGUGCACGUUACCAACGUCGUGUUGCCAAAGGCGCCGGAAAGUGGCAAGGUGCUAGUAGAGUAGGUAGGUAGGAUAAAUCCACAUAGGGCAGCUGGGGGGUAUUGAUCUCUCAUUGUAAAUAUCUGGCUGUACAUUAUUUUGAUGCCUUCAUCGCUGCCUUUAGCAGGACCCACUAGUCCCGCGUACAAACACCGUCAAAAGUUAUUGUGACUAUUGUUUGGAAAUUCUACGACCAAGUCUAGCAUUUGUAAACUUUCCCGUACUUUAGUAAUAAGAGGCUCUAUAUUAGAG
This is a messenger RNA of Daldinia caldariorum, 1347 nucleotides long. Its product is annotated as ribosomal protein L4. Gene Ontology annotation, molecular function: structural constituent of ribosome. The record is from RefSeq and is a predicted model, not a curated record. The transcript has 3 exons. Gene Ontology annotation, biological process: translation. NCBI's taxonomy places the organism in Eukaryota, Fungi, Ascomycota, Sordariomycetes, Xylariales, Hypoxylaceae. The coding region runs from base 151 to 1119 and encodes 322 amino acids. Gene Ontology annotation, cellular component: ribosome.